Messenger RNA from Cornus florida, 2519 nucleotides. Its product is annotated as low affinity sulfate transporter 3. The transcript is spliced from 12 exons. The record is from RefSeq and is a predicted model, not a curated record. Gene Ontology annotation, biological process: transmembrane transport. Gene Ontology annotation, molecular function: secondary active sulfate transmembrane transporter activity. The coding region runs from base 287 to 2353 and encodes 688 amino acids. Gene Ontology annotation, cellular component: membrane. Lineage: Eukaryota; Viridiplantae; Streptophyta; Magnoliopsida; Cornales; Cornaceae.
AGCCCCACCGCUCCCUUUGUCACACCUUCGCGGUUUCAGAAUUUGGAGAGUCUAUGGUGGCACUUAUAUCUAUUAUAUAUUAAGAAACAGUACACCUCAGUUUAGCAUAUUUAAUCACCACCUCAUUCUCACCAUCAACAUUCACAAGACUGGCCUUUCUGGAUAUUGAUUCAGCCAUUGUUGUUCUCGCCGUCGAGACAAGACUUCUUCUUCUUUCUUUCACCCCCCUGAAAUCUUCAAUCAUUGAAGAUUGAAGGUUUCAUAUCACAUUUUGCAUGUGACUGUAAUGUCCACCAAUGGUCAUCCACUAGGUAUCAGCCCAACCAGUUACUCUCGCAGUCACUCUGCAAGAGAGAGAGACAAAGAGACAGAGCUCUCAAUGUUCUCCCAAACACUUCAAACAACCAUGACUUCUUCAGCAGAAGAAAUCAUUGACCUCGAGAAACAUGGGCACCCUGCAGAGAGGGCUCAGUGGGUGCUGAAUGCUCCAAAGCCGCCUGGCAUAUGGCGCGAGCUUGUGAAUUUCGCAAGUGACAAUCUUUUCCCUCAAAAGUUAUCGCCCCAUUCGAAGCAGACCAAAUUCAAACAUGCUGUUUCGGUUCUAGAGAGCAUAUUUCCUAUCCUCCUUUUGUGCAGAAACUACAAUGGAACAAAAUUUAAGAAGGAUUUAUUAGCAGGCUUAACUCUUGCAAGCCUUUCCAUCCCACAGAGUAUUGGAUAUGCAACUCUGGCUAAGCUUGAUCCUGAAUAUGGGCUAUAUACGAGUAUUCUUCCGCCACUGAUUUAUGCGUUAAUGGGGAGUUCGCGAGAGAUAGCAAUUGGACCAGUGGCUGUGGUCUCGCUGCUGCUAUCCACAAUGAUUCAGAAGUUGGAAGAUCCUCUGGCUAAUCCAAUUUCUUAUAGAAGGCUUGUGUUUACGGUUACCUUUUUCACCGGUGUCUUCCAGGCCGCCUUUGGACUGUUAAGGUUGGGUUUUCUAGUGGAUUUUCUAUCACAUGCUGCUAUUGUUGGUUUCAUGGCUGGUGCUGCCACUAUGAUUGGUCUUCAGCAGCUUAAAGGACUACUUGGGAUCACUUACACCACAAACAAAACUGAUGUUGUCUCUGUCUUGAAAGCUGUUUUUGGAUCAAUUCAUUAUCCUUGGAAUCCUCGUAACUUUAUGCUUGGGUGUUCAUUUCUGAGUUUCAUCCUAAUAGCCAGAUUUGUGGGUAGAAAGAACAAGAAACUCUACUGGUUACCUGCCAUUGCACCUUUAGUAUCUGUUAUUUUAUCAACACUCUUUGUUUUUCUAACAAGAGCUGAUAAGCAUGGAGUUAAAAUAGUAAAGCACAUCCAUGGAGGGUUCAAUCCAAGCUCGGUUCAUGAGUUACAGUUCAACGGCCCUCACACCUGUGAAGUGGUUAAAAUUGGACUAAUUGUAGCAGUAAUUGCGCUCACUGAAGCCGUUGCUGUUAGCCGAUCUUUUGCGACAAUUAAAGGAUACCAUCUUGAUGGUAACAAGGAAAUGAUGGCCAUGGGUUUCAUGAACAUUGCAGGAUCUUUAACUUCUUGCUAUGCUGCAACUGGUUCAUUUUCGCGCACUGCUGUAAAUUUCAGUGCUGGAUGUGAAACAGUUGUGUCUAACAUUGUGAUGGCCAUUACUGUCCUCAUAUCAAUGGAAUUGUUGACAAGGCUCUUAUACUUCACUCCAAUUGCAAUACUUGCUUCAAUUAUUCUUUCUGCUUUACCUGGACUCAUAGACCUCCAUGAAGCUCACAACAUAUGGAAGGUUGACAAGCUAGACUUCCUCGCUUGCAUUGGAGCGUUUUUUGGAGUGUUGUUUGUGUCUGUCGAGAUCGGUCUCUUAGUCGCGGUGAUUGUAUCAUUUGCAAAAAUCAUAAUCAAUUCAAUUCAACCGGGCUUAGAAAGUCUCGGUAGAUUUCCAGGAACUGAUAUUUUCUGUGAUGUCCAUCAAUACCCUAUGGCUAUUAAGAGUUCUGAAAUCCAUAUAAUCCGAGUCAAGUCUGCUUUUCUUUGUUUUGCAAAUGCCAAUUUUAUCAGAGAAAGGAUUUUGAAGUGGGUAAUUGGAAAGGAAGAGGUGGAUGGCAAAGGUAGUGUCAAAGCAAGAAUCAAGCCUGUAAUUCUUGACAUGUCCAAUUUGGUAAACAUUGACACAUCUGGAAUUGCUUCUCUCAAGGAACUGCAUAACACGUUGGUGCUGCAUGGCAUAAAAUUAGCCAUAGCCAACCCUAGGUGGCAAGUGAUUCACAAGCUGAGGCUGGCAAACUUUGUGGACAAAAUUGGUGGAAUGGUCUUUUUGACUGUUGGAGAAGCAGUGGAGGCAUGCGUUGGUGUCAGAAUGGGUACCAUUUAAGUGCCACAAUGUACUUAUUCCUACGUGUGUGUAAUCUGGUCCCACACAACUUUUGUAAAUUGAAUAAUGGGACAUCUAAUAAAGUUAAUUGUGAAACUAUUAAGUUAUGGGUGUUUUCAUGUAUCAAAAAUAUGUAAUAUAGAACCAUCAAGUAAUGUUUUUGCCA